AUGGAUAUCAAUACUCAGCAGCGUAGCCUUGAUUUCUCAAGCGAUAAUACUGACUAUAGGCCUCGAACAGAGUCUAGUGGCAUUACAGUGAACAUUGCUGAAAACUAUUCAGAUACUUCGGGCAGUGUUAAUAUUACUGCUUUGGAUGCACUCUUGUCAAGACAGUCGAGAACACUGGACGAUGCUAAACACAAGUACCGACUUAAACUAAAGAGAUCACCCCCAAAAGGAUACGCUGAAUGGUUCAAUAACGCUCAACAAAAACGCUGCAUCAUUGACGACUAUGAUAUGAUUUGGGAAGAUUUGGCACCUUAUCAUCAACUUGGCGGUGAUGAGUUUCGUCGUCGCAUGGCAAUUCUCAAAGAAAAUGCAACCCAGACAUUUCAAGUCAAGAUUAAAAAUGGAUUGCCAAGUGGUGGAGAGGUUUGGGAUAUACUCUUGAAAAAUUCUAUCAAGUCCGUUCCAAAUAUGAACAUUUACAUCAAUAGCUUGGAUGAACCACGCAUUUUGUUCAACAUGGAUCGCGAUGGUCCUGCAAUCAUGACAAACACCAUCUCAAAAAAGAUUCGAGAUAUUGUAGAUGAAAAGCCAAACUGGUUUACUGCAGCUGGGCAAGCUCAUCUUGAUCUGAUGAAAGAUCUCUGCCAUCUUCACAGUCCACUCCAACCACUCCAGCAGCCACACGAGUUUCAUGGAUAUCUGCAAUGGCCCAUGUCAUCACUAUACUCUAGAAAUCUACUUCCUAUUAUCUCACAAGCACGUAUUUCAAACUGCUUUAGAGAUAUCUUGAUUCCGUCAAUUUAUUAUUAUUAUACUUAUGCUGGAGGCUAUCCAUGGCAGAAUAGACUACCCAAAGCAUACUGGCGUGGAUCAACAACUGGUGGAUGGAAUCAGAAUGGGAAUUGGAAAACAUCACAUCGGUUCCGUCUAAUGACGCUUGUAUCUCAUAGGCCAGAUCUAUAUAACGUUGCAUUUACAAAAGCAGUUCAGUGCCAUUCAAAUGAUUGUCUGAAGCUCAGUAAAGAAUACAAAACAGUCAGCCACGAGUCAUUCGAGACUGUAUACAAGUACAAAUACGCUUUGGAUGUGGACGGAAACACAUUUAGUGGUAGAUUUUUCAGGCUACUCGAAUCUCAGACUCUAGUAUUCAAAGCUACCAUCUUUGAUGAAUUUUUCCAAAGAUGGAUUGUUCCAUGGGAACAUUAUAUUCCAAUUGAAAUGGAUUUUAGUGAUCUGGAUCAAAAGAUUGAAUGGGCCAAAAACAAUGAUGACAAGGCCAGACGUAUUGCCGAAAAUGGACGACGAUUUGCUGAGCGUAUUCUCAACAAACCUCAGAUGGAAUGCUACACAGAGUUGCUGUUGCUGGAAAUGGCGCAUUUAAUGCAUAACAUGCAAUAAAUAUCAUUAAUAAGACCAUU
Batrachochytrium dendrobatidis JAM81 is the source of this 1418-nucleotide messenger RNA. RefSeq lists its product as uncharacterized. Bases 1 to 1398 code for a protein of 465 amino acids. The transcript is spliced from 8 exons. The record is from RefSeq and is a predicted model, not a curated record. NCBI's taxonomy places the organism in Eukaryota, Fungi, Chytridiomycota, Chytridiomycetes, Rhizophydiales.